Lacerta agilis (Sand lizard) is the source of this 1584-nucleotide messenger RNA. Its product is annotated as MOB-like protein phocein. The coding region runs from base 89 to 766 and encodes 225 amino acids. Gene Ontology annotation, cellular component: mitochondrial matrix; cytoplasm. Lineage: Eukaryota; Metazoa; Chordata; Lepidosauria; Squamata; Lacertidae. Gene Ontology annotation, molecular function: metal ion binding; protein-folding chaperone binding; protein folding chaperone. The transcript has 8 exons. The record is from RefSeq and is a predicted model, not a curated record.
GCCUCCCUCCCUCCUCCCCUCCCCGCUUGGUUAGUUGCUGCUGCUGUGCCACCGCCGCAUCCGGGUCCUGGCGCCGCUCGCUGUCACUAUGGUCAUGGCGGAGGGGACGGCUGUGCUGAGGAGGAACAGGCCGGGCACCAAGGCCCAGGAUUUUUAUAACUGGCCUGAUGAAUCUUUUGAAGAAAUGGACAGCACAUUGGCAGUUCAGCAGUAUAUCCAGCAAAACAUAAGGGCAGAUUGUUCAAACAUUGACAAAAUUCUUGAACCUCCAGAAGGACAGGAUGAAGGUGUUUGGAAGUAUGAACACUUAAGGCAGUUCUGUCUUGAGCUUAAUGGCCUUGCGGUUAAACUUCAGACUGAAUGCCAUCCAGAUACAUGCACGCAGAUGACAGCAACUGAGCAGUGGAUAUUUCUUUGUGCAGCCCAUAAAACUCCCAAAGAGUGUCCUGCCAUUGACUACACCAGACACACAUUGGAUGGAGCUGCAUGUCUUCUGAAUAGCAAUAAAUAUUUUCCCAGCAGGGUUAGUAUAAAGGAAUCCUCCGUAGCCAAACUAGGAUCGGUCUGCCGUAGGAUUUACAGAAUAUUUUCACAUGCAUAUUUUCAUCAUCGCCAAAUAUUUGAUGAAUACGAAAAUGAAACCUUCUUGUGUCACCGGUUUACCAAAUUUGUGAUGAAAUACAACCUGAUGUCCAAGGAUAACCUGAUUGUACCAAUUUUAGAAGAGGAGGUGCAGAAUUCAGUUUCUGGCGAAAGUGAGGCAUGAUGAGUGUCGUGGACUGAAUGAUUCCGUAAUUAACAUUGUGUACUGUAUAUAUCAUUUAGAAACGUCAAUCAUGUAUCCUUAGAGCUUUGUUUAGUAUACUUUUUGUAUGCUGUGUGCGUUGCCUCUUAAUAUGGAAUAUGGUUUAAGUUAUUCAUGAGCUGUAUAUUCUUCAAUGUGGCACUCAUGGUUUUUAAAUAAAAUUAGAAUUAUCUGUUUAUACUGCCUGUUAAUAAAAGAAUUUACAGUUCUGUAAAAUUGCUGCUAAACAAUCAUUGGAUCACAAUCUUCAGACCUUGUCCAGUUUAAACUGAAGCUUCCUAUAUACUGAUGAAGUUGGGAUUUUAGCCUUAGUUUGAUUAACACCAGAAGCUUGCAAGUCCAUUUAACUCUUUACAUUUUGUAUUUUAUAGAAAGUACCCUUGUUUUAGUGCCCAACUUUUGCUUUUUUGGGUGUGCGCAUAUAUAGCGUCUAAACUCUUGUAGUAUGUGUGUAUCCAAAUAUUCAUUAUUACAGUAUUAAUACCAAAAGGAUAACACUUAUUAUACUGCCAAAAGUGUAUUCUAGAUUUUUUUCUUUAUGGACUUGCCUUUCUGUAUCGGUGGAGACUUGUGUGUAUCGCAAAAGGCCGUAUGUUCACUUCAUUCACCUUAAGGCAAAGAAUCCCCUCCGUGUUUUCCUUCCUGCACCUCUUGCCAGUGGGUAAAAGCAAUUUGUGUUCCUUUCUGCCUACAGUAAAGUGCUCUGUGGCUUAUACCUGUGCAUAUUUAUAGUAAUUGCUUACAGGUGAUACCUUGCAUUAAAAGUUCAUUUUACACUA